Daktulosphaira vitifoliae (grape phylloxera) is the source of this 1655-nucleotide messenger RNA. Its product is annotated as ras-related protein Rab-7L1-like. NCBI's taxonomy places the organism in Eukaryota, Metazoa, Arthropoda, Insecta, Hemiptera, Phylloxeridae. Gene Ontology annotation, cellular component: vesicle; trans-Golgi network; Golgi apparatus. The transcript is spliced from 7 exons. Gene Ontology annotation, molecular function: GTPase activity; GTP binding. The coding region runs from base 373 to 1161 and encodes 262 amino acids. Gene Ontology annotation, biological process: vesicle-mediated transport. The record is from RefSeq and is a predicted model, not a curated record.
CAAGCAACACUCUGUUCCGAAUAACCAGUACACAUUACUAACACACGUUAGUCUCGUGCGUCCUAUCGUUGGAUUAGUGUGUUGUUGCUAUCCGUACGUUUGGUUAUAUUUAAUACUGUGCAUAACUUUAUAUAUUAAUUUUUGCCUGGUAUCAAUAAAAAUUAAUAGCAAUCAGCUUUACAGAUACAUAUUUGAAUAUACACAGAUUAUAAUGCAAAUCAAAUUUUAAUAAGUAAUCACGGUAUUAUACAACAACAAUUUGUUGGUAUUUUUAAAAUUUAAAUGGAACGAACGUCGUAGUGAAAUAAAACAAUUCAAAGUUCAUAAAUUACCUAUUAGUGAUAAAAUUAUACGGAUCAUGUGCACUUAGUAAUGUCGUCUUUGUUAAAAACUCAGUUCGUAGUCGACAGCAACACUCAAUUAGACAAAAUAUCAUAUCGAAAUGAUCUUGAUAAGUCAUUCGGUUAUAAACGAAAAUCAAACGCAUCUUCGACAAUGGAAUAUAGCGACACCGAAAAAGAUAAAGCUUAUGAAUUUCGUCUUAGAGACACUAUAAUGCCAGAAAAAUUAUUUAAAGUGAUCAUAAUUGGGGACCCAACUGUGGGUAAAACUGCAUUUGUUAAAAGAUACGUACAAAACUCUUACAGUCGAGAAUAUAAGGGUACUGUUGGCGUUGAUUUUGCUCUGAAAAUCAUUAGAAUAUCUGAUACAGAAACCAUCAAGUUACAAUUGUGGGAUAUAGCAGGGCAGGAAAGAUUUACGUGGAUGACACGAGUAUACUACAAGGACGCGCAUGGUUGUGUGAUCAUGUUUGAUUUAUCAAAUAAAAAUUCAUUUUUAAAUACACUCAAAUGGAAAAAAGAUGUGGAUGCUAAAUGUACGCAAUCGGAUGGUAGUCCAAUACCCUGCAUGCUCUUAGGAAAUAAAUGUGACUUGCCUCAAAGACAAAUCGAUCAAUUGGACAUAGAAACGUUUUAUAAAGAAAAUAAUUUUAUUGGCUGGACGGAAACUUCAGCCAAAGAAGGACUGAUGGUCAAUGAUUCUAUGCAAUUUUUAAUUAAUUCAAUGAUGGGUCAGUGUAUAGAAGAAACAGACCAACCGGACUUAGUAAAGCUCAGUCGUCCAGGACCUGAAGUAAAAAAAUCAUGUUUUCCUUGUUAGCAUUAAUGAUUGUGUGGCUCUAUGAUUAUUUAUCUCUAAGAGAUAAUUUGUUUUUUUUUCAUACACAAAUUAUAUUUGUGUGUAUAAACAUCCGCAAUUUUUUUUUUUUACAAUUUAAAUAAGUUAUCAGUUAAUGCUACGGCCUAUGUGCUUAAUGAUAAAUAAUUGUAUUUUUCUGUCUAACUUUUACACGAGUAAAAUAAUUAUAAAAUUAAAAUAUUUUUACGAAAAUGUGCACAUAGUUUGUUUAAAAAGUGUCGAAUGAUUUUCAUUCAUAAUGAUCAUUUUUAUUGUUAUGAUUAAACCAAUUCAAAUUUUAAACUCUUAAAUCAAGACGAUUCUUUUAAUAAUAAAAAAUCUUUUGAAAAUCAUAAUUAUAAAUUUUUAUGUGUAAUAAUAUUCAACCUUUAGUGUUCUUAUUAUAUAAAAUAUCUUGUAUUAUACUCAUUUAUUGUCACCUUUUAUUAUGUAUAUUUUAACGUCUAUUUACCCUU